GUACAGCAUAUGCUGAGUAAAUCCCAUCGGUUCAGAAGCGCGGCUGUGAUGGAUUUCUGCAUGUGAGCGAUGCAAGCUGUACUGUGUUUGUCAGCGGUUCUCAGGGUAAACGUGAGCGGAUCCUGAACAGCCAGCCUGCCCUUUUAAUGUGGCGAUUAAGCAGAUCAUCAGCAUAUUUGUCUGGAUUGCAGCCAGAGAUUAGACCCAAGGAGAAGACAGAGUGGAUGCGGGCCGGCUCAUCCACAGACAGCUACAAAAGGCCUCCCCCAAGCAGCUGCUACUCUCACUCUAAGUCCCAUUGUUGUGUGACUGUGAAGAGGGACAACAUCCGCUUCACAGUAGACCAAUUGGGCCGAGAGGUUCGCACUCGAAAUGGGCAACUCGACAGGAAGCACCGUGGACGACCUGCAGGCGGUGGAGAUGCACCUGUGGUACAAGAAGUUCAUGACUGAGUGUCCGUCGGGUCAGCUCACCCUGCACGAGUUCAAGCAGUUCUUCGGGCUGCGAGGCCUGGACCCCGAGGCCAACGCCUACAUAGAGCAGAUGUUCCGCACGUUUGACAUGAACAAGGACGGCUACAUAGACUUCAUGGAGUACGUGGCCGCCCUCAGCCUGGUGAUGCGAGGGAAGAUGGAGCACAAACUGCGCUGGUAUUUCAAACUGUACGAUGUGGACGGCAACGGCUGCAUCGACCGCCACGAGCUGCUCAACAUCAUAAAGGCCAUCCGUGCAAUCAAUGGGAACGAAAACCAGGAGACAACCGCCGAGGACUUCACCAACCGCGUGUUUGACAGGAUUGAUAUAAAUGGAGAUGGCGAGCUUUCCUUGGAGGAGUUCGUGGCCGGCGCUCGCAGUGACGAGGAUUUCAUGGAGGUGAUGAUAAAAAGUCUGGACCUCACACACAUUGUGGCGAUGAUCCACAACAGGAGGCACAGCGUUUAGAAUACGCUCGCCCCGACUACCUCAUCCUCAUUCACGAUUUAACCCGAGAGCUUCGGCUCGUCGCCUCGGGUACAAAAGUCAUUUAUAGACUGAGAUUUCUAUUAAGAUUGAAUGCAGUUUAAUAUUACGCCAGCGUGCUGCAAACACGGACAUCUCUUACGUCUAAUCUCCAAGAGAAUGACACACAUGCACUUUAAAUGCAUUUGGAUGACUCAGUCAACCUCUACCAAUGGUCGGUUGUCCUUAAUGAUGCUGAGCUCUCCCAAGGCCACCCUGGCAUGAGGGAUGAUCUCCUCAGACGGUCCACUUACCCACUGAUACCUCCAGGGAUAAAAGGGGGAGGUAGUGGAGUAGAGUGGCAAUUACAUGCACUCAAAGCUUCCCAGAUCUUUUUUCUUUUCUCUUUUCUCUCUUCCUGGAUCUGCAUCAAAUUACUCAACUCUCUGUUUACUCGUUCCUGCCUGUGGGAAACCAGGAGGAAGCGGUGACUCGGCACUGUGCUGACCCCAUCCACGCUAAUUCGAUCACGUCAAAGGCUGUAAUACAGGAGCAGGUGAAACGAGUUAACAGAGUGCAGAUACGUCUCGCAAAUGUUUACCUUUUUUUAUCUUUUGUUUUGUUUUCUUUUUUUUACAAAUUGAUUCAAGUUGAAGCAAAUGGCGAAAUACUAGCUUGGUGUUUUCGUGUGCGGGAGUUUGAUUUGCUGCCUGUUCAGCGUACAUGCAGAUCACCUUUGUUGUUUGCUUAUUUGUACAAUAAAAACUGACCAUUUAA
Scatophagus argus is the source of this 1716-nucleotide messenger RNA. RefSeq names its product guanylate cyclase activator 1A (gene guca1aa). The record is from RefSeq and is a predicted model, not a curated record. Bases 373 to 942 code for a protein of 189 amino acids. Gene Ontology annotation, molecular function: calcium ion binding; calcium sensitive guanylate cyclase activator activity. Lineage: Eukaryota; Metazoa; Chordata; Actinopteri; Scatophagidae. The transcript is spliced from 5 exons.